Molecule: messenger RNA, 3056 nt
Organism: Mauremys mutica (yellowpond turtle)
Lineage: Eukaryota; Metazoa; Chordata; Testudines; Geoemydidae
Gene: WFDC1
Product: WAP four-disulfide core domain 1
Exons: 7
Coding region: 11-1003 (330 amino acids)
Biological process (GO): regulation of cell growth
Cellular component (GO): extracellular region
Molecular function (GO): peptidase inhibitor activity
Source: RefSeq, a predicted model, not a curated record
UUGGCUUUGAAUGGAGCGCCCUGAGAAAGCCAGAUGUUGUGAACAAAGGUCUAAAAAUAAUCUGUCCAGUGCUCAUUCAAGGGGAAUAUGUGCCUCGUGGGAACACGAGAUGGGAGAACCUGAUCUAUCUUUGAACAAGAAAGUUCAACAGCAGCUCCUGGCUCCUGAUUCUGGGCUCCCAAACUUUUUUUUGUUUUGUGUUUUUGCCUCCCAGAAGCUGCCCAGCAAAGAGCCGGUUGCUUCAGCAGUCAGUUCUCUCCCUCUCUCUGAUUCGUCUGGCUCCUUGAAAGCUGGGAUCCGUAUUUUUUUAUUUCUCAUCAGGAACAUGGACUCCAGCAGCAAUCGCCUGGUGCCCAAGCUGCAUUUCUGCAAAAAGAUCUUUGCUGCAGCCUUGUGUGUCUCAAUCUUACUCCCAGAAUCGGGCUUUGCAAAGAAUCUCUGGAAACGUGCUCUCCAUCUGAAACUGGCAGAGAAGUCUGAUGAUUAUGAGUACCCUCUUCAUUCUCACAGCGCCCACUACCAGAAGAAUGACCGCUGCCCCCCACCCCCGCAGACUUUACCAGAGCGAGCAUGUGAGGUGCCCAGCUGCCGUUCUGAUUCCGAAUGUGAAAGACACAAGCGUUGCUGUUACAAUGGGUGCAUCUAUGCCUGCUUAGAAUCAGUACAGCCACCUCCAGUUUUAGACUGGUUGGUGCAGCCAAAACCACGUUGGCUUGGAGGAAACGGCUGGUUGUUAGACGGACCAGAGGAAGUUUUACAAGCGGAGGCCUGCAGCACCACUGAGGAUGGGGAUGAGCCUUUGCAUUGCCCUACGGGAUAUGAAUGCCACAUCAUCAAUCCGGGCAACACAGCCGAAGGAAUCCCCAACAGGGGUCAGUGCAUCAAGCUACGUGGAAAUCCCGAUGGACGCAACCUAAGGCAUAAAUAUUACAAGGAGUAUUUUGGGAGUAAUUCCAAUAAUGUACUUGGCUAUGUGAAACAACAGCAGAAGCACUUAGGUUAACUGGGUGGGACCUAACAAUUAAGGAGCUUUUAAAGAAAGAAAUACCCAGUAGUUGUCUGAUUCAGAUGAACUGCAGCCCUCGGUCUCCAGAUACAGCUAUUCAGCAUCUUCUUGAUCUCUGCAAGUUGUUGAUUAAAGACCUGCCUGGUGCAAGAGCAGCUAUUCCAGAACUCAGCCCAGUGAAGAGGGGGAGAAAUCCAUUCCUUUGAUGGCAGCUGUAGUAUUUGAGCAGCACCUUUACAACUGAAACAGAUAACCAGUCUGAUCCACAAUUUCAUUUCAGAUCUGUAUCAGCACAGUACACACUAUAAUGCACACGAAGAGUCUGAUUUCGCUUACGUAGGUGUAGUUCAGGAGUGACACUGGUAUAAAAAUGGUGCACACGGGUUUAAAAUCAGGCCCUAGGUAUAUACAGCCUGCUUGAUGUUUCUAAUAUAUGUGUGCUGAAUCAAUGACUUUCAUACUGCACGUAUAUCAUAUUAACAGAACUCAGAGGUCUCUUACCUAAAAGGAAAUGAAUCAACUGGUAGUUUAUGAAUAGCAUAAAUGACUUUAAUAUGUUCAUUAAAGAAAAUGGGACAAAUUUGUCUCUGUUGUGUCACCAUUGAAAUCAGUGGAAGCUACACCAGGGAUGAAUUUGCCCCAGUGAACAACUAUCCUUUUAUGAUUUAGUCUACAAGGUGAUCUAUGUAUUCAACAGCAUGAGGCUGGAAAUGGCCUACCAUGGUGCUUUGUCUGAUAUUCCCUUAAGUACUACAGUAUAUGCAAAUGUUUAUUCUUCCCCUAGAGUUUGGAAUCCCUAUAUGGCAAAGGGGAAGUUGAAAAUACUGAGUGUUUCUUUCUGUUUAUUUUUUGACCAGCUAAAAUUGUCAGGUUUUGAAAAAUUUCAUUCCAGUGUUAAAAGAACAGGAGAAACUGAGGCCAGAAGGGACCAUCGUGAUCAUCUAGUCUGAUCUCCUGCACAUCGCAGGCCACAGAACCCCACCCACUCCUGAAAUAGACCCCUAAACUCUGGCUGAGUUACUGAAGUCCUCAAAUCAUCGUUUAAAGACUUCAAAUUACAGAGACUCUACCAUUUACUCUAGUUUAAGCCAGCAAGUGAUCCCUGCCCACGCUGCAGUGAAAGGAGAAAAAAAAAAAACCAACCAGGGUCUCUGCCAAUGAAAUUCCUUCCUGACCCUCCUCCCCCAAAAAACCCAGUGAAAAACAUGUACAAAACAUUUUACUAUUUUUAAAUCAGCUCUAGAGCUCAGUGCCCUCAACUCAUAUUGGUUUCAGUCAAUGUUAUGUGUUUUAAGGACCUUUCAGGAUCUAACACCUAGCCUCCGGUCUCAUUGAGCAAAACACUCGAGCACAUGCUUAACUCGAGGUGGGCAUUUUGCUUUGCAAUGCUAGUUAAGCUCAUGGCUGAGUACUUUGCUGGAUAGGAGCUGAAGAGCAGGAAUUUAAUCACUGCAAAAUGAAUCUAAAAAAACAAAAAGGUGGAAAACUGAUAAAAUAAGGUACUGCUGAAUGUUUGCUGUUUACUACAUGCUGUAGAAAAUCCAGCCUACCUAAUGGUGCUAGGGUGUUAAUUUUUCUUUUAAAGUUCUUUUAAAUUGUCAAACAGAGAAAAAAUCAGCCAGAGUGGAGAUCUGAAGGCUACAUUUCCAGUAUUAACAUUCAUACUACUUUUGACGACACCAUAUCUUGCAAGACAAAUUUUUCUGGGUUCUUACUGCUGCCCAGAAAACAAAUGGUUUUAAGGCAACACUGUAAAAGCUCAGUAGGAAAUUGGUAAUGUUAGCUUUUAAAUAUGUGUGUUUGGUAUAUUUUAAGGCUUGUCUGGUGCUACAAUAAACUUUUUGUGUAAUGUUAUAUGCUCACAGUGCUCAUGAGCUGCCAGAGUCUCAGCUGGUGUCAAUUGAUGCCUUCAAUGGAGCCGCUCUGACCUCCACUAUGUGAGAAUCUGGCCCAAUGACUCAUUCCAUACUAUCACUCAUGUUUUGCACUGCUUGUGAUUAGAAAUGUAGGUUCUCCUACCUUGGUGCUCAAUAAAAACAAAUCCAGUAUA